UUUGCGAUGGCAAGGGGGAAAAAAUGCAGACCCCACGUCAUGAUGAGUUGAGGAAACGCUCCAUGGCUCUCUGCUUCGCCAGCUUCUCCGCCGUCUCCCUCCUCCUCUUCCUCGAACUGCUCUUCUGAAACCCUCUAUUGCUCCUUCUUCUCCAUCCACUCUUUAUGAAGAACUUAUCUUUGGUCCUCGGAAGAUGUACGACUGUCGUGGCUUGGUGGCCCUCAAUGAAUCGACUUCUUGGUCCUUCCCGGGCGCUAAAUGGAGGAGGAGCAGAAGCAUCUCUCUCGCCAAAAGGGGUUUCUGCAUUCUCAGCAUGGGAAAUCAUACACAACCAAGAUAUGUUGUUUAUGGAUCUUCAAGAGGCCGGGAUAUACCGAUCUUUGUGAUGAUGCCAAAAGAUACGUUUGGGAUAGAUUCAUCAGGAACACCAAGGAUUAGAAGAAUCAAAGCUUUGACUAUGUCUCUGAAAGCGCUGAAGUUGGCCGGUGUACAUGGCAUUGCAGUUGAAGUUUGGUGGGGACUUGUUGAGCGGUCCUCCCCUUUUUCAUAUAAUUGGUUUAUGUAUGAAGAGCUGUUUAAACUUAUCCUUGAAUUGGGAUUAAAGUUACAUGUUGCCCUGGCAUUCCAUUCAAGCGUUCACACAUCAUGUGGCACAAAAAAUCACAUUAGCCUUCCGCCAUGGGUUUUAAAGAUUGGUGGCAUUAAUAAAGAUGUUUAUUAUCGGGAUCAGCAUGGAAUUUGCAGUAAUGACUAUCUUACCCUUGGGGUAGACCAUGUUCCAUUGUUUUGUGGCCGCACUGCUCUUCAAUGUUAUGAGGAUUUCAUGUUAAGUUUUGUAACUAACUUCAGAUCUCUUAUGGGAAGCACAAUAGAAGAAGUGAGUAUUGGUCUUGGACCUUCUGGUGAAUUAAGGUAUCCUGCUCAUCCUGUACAUGAUGGCAGGUGGAGAUUUCCCGGUAUUGGUGAAUUUCAGUGCUAUGAUAAGUAUAUGAUGGAAGACUUGAGACAAGCUGCAUAUCAGCUAGGAAAACCUGAGUGGGCAGAGAAAAAGCCUGAAAGUGCUCAUUAUUAUAACAGUCAUCCUUCAGAAGUUCCAUUUUUCGAAGAUGGGGAGGAAAAUUUUCUCUCUGAUUAUGGGCAUUUUUUCCUUGAUUGGUAUAGUGCAAAGCUAAUUCAGCAUGCCGAUGCUGUUCUUGCAAGUGCGACAAGUGUGUUUAAAAAUAAUCAAGAUGGGCAGCUAAAUUCUGUGCUAUUAGUUGCAAAAGUAGGUGGUGUACAUUGGUGGUACCGUACACCUUCACAUGCUGCAGAACUUACUGCAGGGUACUAUAACACUGCCACAAGGGAUGGUUAUGAUCCCCUAGGUACUGUUUUGUCAAGACAUAGAGCAGCACUGCAUAUUCCCUGUUUGGAAAUGCUUGACAAUGAAACACCUAGAGCCUGUUGUUGCAGUCCAGAAGGUUUACUUGAACAGGUCUGCAGGAUUCAGUUCCCAUCAACUUUAUUCUCAUUGGCUUUCAGCAUGCUACUGAUGUCCCUUUUGGCAUUUCCUGGGAAACAUUUUCUGAUGUCAAAGAUGCAGAAUGUGGCAAGGAAAAAAAUUUUAUUUGUGACGGGAAGAAAUGCAACAGAAAGACUUGACAAGGAUGGCCUAUGUCGAAUUAUCACAAACUCUCGUUACUCAGAGGCAGACUGCAUAAGAUCUUUUACUUAUUGGAGCAUGAAUGAAAAGAUUUUCCAGUUUGAUAACUGGAACAAUUUUGUUCUUUUUGUCAAGAAAAUGAGCAACAGAAGGUGAUUGAUUUUAACCCUUGAUAUGGGUGUUUGCAUUAAAGGACGUGCAGUAUUCUUUUUGUGGAUAGCAUAUUGUUGGGUAGCUCUCAAAGCAAUGACACAAUCAGCACUUUGAGGAGUCAUUAGGAAGAAGGCUCAGAUGUGCUUGAUAUUGGGUACUUAAUAGCACUGUCCUCCUUGUCAUAUUGUACAUAUAGACGUUUCUUUCUCUUUGAUACCAGUGUAAGCCUGUCAUUGGAGGUGAGUUGCUGUCAUAUGAUAUGACCUUCAUAUGUCCUGUUGCAAUAUGCUAUGGUUCCAUCCAAUACGGAAAGGGUUUUCCCUUUCACAGAAAUUUGUUUAUGUAUGAAGCUGAUGUUUCCACUCAA
This is a messenger RNA of Nymphaea colorata (pocket water lily), 2162 nucleotides long. Its product is annotated as inactive beta-amylase 4, chloroplastic. Lineage: Eukaryota; Viridiplantae; Streptophyta; Magnoliopsida; Nymphaeales; Nymphaeaceae. The transcript is spliced from 11 exons. Gene Ontology annotation, molecular function: beta-amylase activity. Bases 194 to 1798 code for a protein of 534 amino acids. Gene Ontology annotation, biological process: polysaccharide catabolic process. The record is from RefSeq and is a predicted model, not a curated record.